AUGGAGUCGGGAGUGCCUUUCGUCGCGCCGGUGGACGCACGGGCGGAGGCACCUGCGGAGGCACGUGCAGGGGAAGUCUCAGGGGACGACGCCGUGUUCGAACAGUACGCGCGGCUGUCGCUCCAAGAAGGAGAAGACGACACCGACGAUUGGGGGGAUAUGUAUCUCGUGGACGAUGUCGACGACGACGAGGACGACGAUGAAGACGACGACGAGGAUGGCGAGGCUUAUGUGGCGGAGGAAGGCACCGAAGAUACUCGCUAUUAUUCGGCGCCUGAUGAAUCGGAUGUUUCGAGCGUGAUGGAAGAGAUUCAACAGACACAGGGGCACGAGGAUGGUGAUGAUAUCGAAAUAACGCAGGUCGUCACUCGCGACGCGCGUGGUAUGGAGUCACAUGGAUCUGCCCAAGAUACGUUGCGAGCUAUGAAUUCUCAAGCUAUUGGCGCUCGGCGAGAACCGAACGGUCAGCCGCGUCCGGCAACGACUGAUUACACGAAUAUGUCCGAUACAGAAUUCGAACAACGAUUCCAAGCGAUGUUGAGAGAGAGGCAACGACGAGGUCGCCCAUGGGAACAAGAGGAUGACGCGCAAAAUGACACCCAACACGCUGCUGAAGCUCGCGAGCCGGCGGACCGAAGGAUGGCGCGGCGUGUGCGCCCACGUACCGCGCGUCGCCCUCGCAGACGUCGCGUUAUAGUCGACGGACAACAGACACUUGAUGGAUUCAUUCGACACGCUCGAGACAUGGACCAUGACGUCAUGAUCGAGCGUGCGCAGCCAUCGCGCCCGAGUAGAACGUUGGAUGUCGAGCAAGUCUGCCCCAAUCUGCCUCGCACGGCGGAAUCUUUGUAUGAGAAUUGGGAGAACACAGCCCAGAAACUCAUCCCCGACGGGGUGUCUAUUUACAGCAAUUUUCUCUACGCUUUCGGAGACGAUACUGAUGAGGGUCGCCGAUAUAGAAGAGAGGAAAUCAUGCGAAUCGGUGAAGUUUUACUGCAGUUCGAACAAACGAAGAAACCGGGCCAACAGGCUAUCUUGAAGGGACGGGAACGCGAGGGUAAGACGGGCGCUCUAUUUUCGACCGCGCUUUUAGCGCUCAUUCUGCGCAUGCGAGUCGUCAUCCUCUGCGCACCAAACAAAGUAGCGCCCAUCGUUGACAUGGUACAAAAGCUCCAACGCGCUGGAUUCGCAUCAAUGUUCAACACGAAGCACACUUUGGGGAAAAAGGCGACCGAAGAUAAUGAUUUGCCGUCGGCAGAGGUUGGUCAGAUUUUCGUCGCUGCUCUUGGCACGGUUGGCGAUUUAAAGAAGGUGAAAAGUUUCAUCGAAGGUGAGCGGAAAGGGGGGCAUUUGACCGUGACGCUUGUCGAUGAAUGCGAUGAAUUAACGCAAGGAAAAGGACAAAAGUCUAUUCUCGUCCCUCACCGGGAGAAUUACGAAAAUUACCAACACUACAUAGAUCUGGAACAACGCGGUGAAGACGACCAAGAACACGCGUUUGUUUCGGCUACCAGUCUCACGGCUCGACAAAAGUCGGUGAAAGAGAAACUCGCAGCGGCGUCAUGUUUCUUCAAAGAAUACGUUUAUCCCAAGACUCAAUUAAUCGCGUGUUCGGCUACCCUCAUUGGGUAUAUAAUGAAUCCAGUGGGCGUGUUCCGCAACGACUUGGUGACACCAAUUUUCGAAGUGUUCCCGAAAAUUGGAUACGCAGGCAUAAACAAAUUUGAGAUUCCCGAAGGCUGUGAGUUGGAGCAAGAGGGCAACAUGAGUAUCGAUGCGUUCAAUGAAUCAUCAGCGGCCAAUCGGCUACUCGAGCGCUUCUAUCGUAGAGAGAACGCGUGCGAUGGCAGGGUUCUUCAGCCGAGAGAGCGUAGUGGAGCAAGGCCGAUGACGCUUCGCGGAAUGCUUUUCAUAUCAUGCCACACGGCUGUGAAUGUUGCCGGCGGCGUCGAUGACUUCGCGAAAGCGAUCGAACGCACAGUCAACGGAUGGGGUACCGAACUCGAUCCACAAACGACGUUGUUUGUGUGUUUCGUGGGAAAGCCUCGAGUUCGCUUUGCCGGCAAGUGGUUGCAAAUGAAAACGGGUGCUUCAUUCGAAACAAUUUACAACGAGACGGCGAAACGAGCACGACAGGGCAAGUUUGACAACGUUCGUCUCGGCCCGAAUGAACCUUUCAGCAAGAUUUGCACGCAUUGCGUAUUGAUUGGAUAUUCCAUGACCCGUCGCGCGAUGACUGCCGCGUUCUCGCCUCAAGACGAACCUGAUGUGUUGUGCAAAAUUCAGUAUGGCAUUUUGACGGCGCCGAAAUCCUUGGUCAUCGAUGCUGUCAGUCAACGAAUCAACAGACCAUCGCAUGAGUUCGCAGAGCACGACGUUCCCGACGACUAUUGCAUCGAUGUUGCGAUGAGUCCCGUGACUUUGGAAAUUUGCAAAGCGUAUCGCGCGAUGGAAGACGAAAUGUCGAAGAAGCAACGAGAGUCUCCCGUCAUACACAGCGAGUUCAUACAGAGUAUCAAUGUAUACGCGCGCAAUUUGGAAGACGUAAAGAUCUCGAAGCGAGGUCUCCGUCUGGGUGACUUGAGUGCGACUGGACGCAAGCAACGAGCGAGAGAAAAACUCUCCGUCAAUCCCGAUCAUAUUCCGUUCCUUCAAGCCUUCAAGGAGUGGCUCAGCGAGUACGAGUAUGUUCGCGAUGAACGCUACGCUACCUCUUCUGUGGAGAGCUAUUACGCCAUAGUGAAACAAUUGUUCACGCCCGACUCAGAAGUCGAAACCAUCUAUGAGUCGGCGCAAGACAGAAUCGUGCAACUCACCGCUGAAGAGAACCCCACCGUUCAUCACAAUCACAUCCAGGCGAACAAGCGUUUUUGCGAGUUUUACGAAGAACGGCGCCGCCAGGCGGGCGCAGACGCGGCGUGA
Ostreococcus tauri is the source of this 2922-nucleotide messenger RNA. RefSeq names its product unnamed product. The record is from RefSeq and is a predicted model, not a curated record. The coding region runs from base 1 to 2922 and encodes 973 amino acids. NCBI's taxonomy places the organism in Eukaryota, Viridiplantae, Chlorophyta, Mamiellophyceae, Mamiellales, Bathycoccaceae. The transcript has a single exon.